Molecule: messenger RNA, 744 nt
Organism: Microplitis mediator
Lineage: Eukaryota; Metazoa; Arthropoda; Insecta; Hymenoptera; Braconidae
Exons: 4
Coding region: 153-530 (125 amino acids)
Biological process (GO): septate junction assembly
Source: RefSeq, a predicted model, not a curated record
UUCUAGUUACUGUUUGCUGUUUACUCUUUUGUUCUCUUCAUUCUUUCUCAGGCUCUGCUUAAGUCUAAAUGCUAAUUCUUUUACGUCUUACAACUUUAAAAUAAAUUUAUAAUUAUUAAUAUUUAAAAUCAACUUUUUAUUUAUUGCUCAUCAUGGCCAAUAAACUCCCGAUUUACAAAAGACGCAGUUACUUAAAAUUCGUCGAACUGGCAUUUGCUAUUAUGGUAAUAAUAUUCCAAUGGCGUACAAACUAUAACGACAUGUAUACAGGUUGGUUGUGUUCGGGUGCAGCUAUUGGAUAUUUAAUUAAUAUAAGUGGUCUAAUAAUUGCUGCAUUAAUGGAGAAACCAAUACAUCGACGUAUUGACAUUUAUUUCAGUGUAGUGGGAUGUAUUCUGUUCACUAUUGUUUCAUUCAUGGUGCUUGGAGAAUCCCGAAAUAUUGAUCAAGUGGUCAAAGGAUGUUUCUGUGUCGGUCAAUCUAUUUUAUUUCUCAUCGACAUAGUUAUUACUUACCGAGCUGAAGAAUAAAGUUGAUUAAAACUUUUCUGAUAUUUUUUUCACCACAAUUACGUUAUUUCUUUAUUUUCUUAUAAUUACAAGUAAUCAUUAUUUUUGCUUUGCCGUGUAAGCAAUACGUGCAGUUAAUUUUUUAUUAUUAAUAAUUAAUGUAUGCAUUUUUUCUUAAUUUUCUUUGAUAAUUAGUUGUUUAAUUACAACAAUAUAAGUGUUAAAAUACUUAAUA